ACACACACACACACACACACACACAUGUGACAAUCACGACAGUGUACAUAUUACAUAAUUAAACCCUUGGUGUCUAAUCCAACAAGUACCAUUUACAUUCUCUCUCUAUUCUGCAUAGCAAUUCACGCCCCUUUCUGUGCAAUUGAAGAGUGAUCGAGAAUGGCGGAGGAGAGCGGGAAGAAAUGGGUGUUGAUGGUGACGGCACAGACGCCGACUAACAUAGCGGUGAUUAAGUACUGGGGUAAGAGGGAUGAGAAGCUCAUUUUACCCAUCAAUGAUAGCAUCAGCGUCACUCUUGACCCCUCCCACCUCUGCACCACCACUACCGUCGCCGUCAGCCCCGACUUCACUCACGAUCGCAUGUGGCUCAACGGCAAGGAGAUACCCCUUUCUGGAGGUAGAUACCAAAAUUGUUUAAGGGAACUUCGUGCACGGGCUAGUGAAGUUGAGGACGAGGAGAAAGGUAUUCAGAUCACGAAGAAGGAUUGGGAGAAGCUUCAUGUGCACGUUGCUUCUUAUAACAAUUUUCCUACUGCUGCUGGCUUAGCUUCAUCUGCUGCUGGUUUUGCCUGCCUAGCAACCGAAAUUUCUAUUGCUGAAGUUAUUGGAUCACCUUUUCUUUGUACUUUACUUUACAGUGUUUAG
Molecule: messenger RNA, 645 nt
Organism: Olea europaea var. sylvestris
Lineage: Eukaryota; Viridiplantae; Streptophyta; Magnoliopsida; Lamiales; Oleaceae
Product: diphosphomevalonate decarboxylase MVD1, peroxisomal-like
Exons: 3
Coding region: 160-645 (161 amino acids)
Biological process (GO): isopentenyl diphosphate biosynthetic process, mevalonate pathway
Cellular component (GO): cytosol
Molecular function (GO): ATP binding; diphosphomevalonate decarboxylase activity
Source: RefSeq, a predicted model, not a curated record